Staurois parvus is the source of this 393-nucleotide messenger RNA. The record is from the annotation of a GenBank genome assembly. Lineage: Eukaryota; Metazoa; Chordata; Amphibia; Anura; Ranidae.
AUGUAUCGUGGACGAAGUGUGGCUAAACUGCUGUACAUGCACAUGCUGGGGUAUCCAGCACACUUUGGACAGAUGGAGUGUUUGAAACUGAUUGCCUCAGCCAGAUUUACUGACAAACGCAUUGGAUACCUUGGUGCAAUGAUGUUGCUGGAUGAAAGGCAAGAUGCUCAUCUACUAAUAACCAAUAGCAUGAAGAGGGACCUAGAGCAUAGCUCCUCUGUGGUGCAAGGCCUGGCUCUGUGCACACUGGCCUGCAUGGGAUCAACUGAGAUGUGUCGGGAUCUAGCUGGAGAAGUGGAGCAUCUUCUGAAAACAUCAAAUUCCCAUGUCAAGAAAAAGUUCGCAUCCACAGGCUGUCCUCUGUGCUGUGCACAUUAUCCGGAAGGUCCCUGA